Molecule: messenger RNA, 4525 nt
Organism: Gigantopelta aegis
Lineage: Eukaryota; Metazoa; Mollusca; Gastropoda; Neomphalida; Peltospiridae
Product: peptidyl-prolyl cis-trans isomerase B-like
Exons: 4
Coding region: 74-700 (208 amino acids)
Biological process (GO): protein folding; protein peptidyl-prolyl isomerization
Cellular component (GO): intracellular membrane-bounded organelle
Molecular function (GO): peptidyl-prolyl cis-trans isomerase activity
Source: RefSeq, a predicted model, not a curated record
GCUUUGGCUAUAAGAGUAAGACGUGGCACAAAAGAUUCCCAUCUCCAAGAGGAAAGACGUGUAAGCUGCAGACAUGGAAACGAAGACAUUUGUUGGCGUGCUUUCGGCUUUAUUUACAGUAUUUGUAACAUGCAGGGCAUCAGAUAUUACGACAGUGACGAAGAAGGUGUAUUUUGAUGUUACGAUCGGAGAUCGGGCAGUUGGUCGCAUUGUGUUUGGCUUGUUUGGGGAGACUACCCCGAAAACCGUCCAGAAUUUUGUUGACUUGGCAACCGGUGUCCAUGGAUACGGCUACAAAGGAAGCACAUUCCACAGAGUAAUCAAAGACUUCAUGGUUCAAGGAGGUGACUUUGAUAAGAAGGAUGGCUCAGGAACAAAGAGUAUCUAUGGUGAUUAUUUUGAUGAUGAGAAUUUCAAAGUCUCCCACUACGGACCUGGCUGGAUCAGCAUGGCCAAUGCAGGGAAACACACCAACGGGUGCCAGUUUUUCAUCACAUGUAUCGCUACCCCGUGGCUGGAUGGAAAACACGUAGUGUUUGGUAAAAUCUUGGAAGGCAUGGAUGUCGUCAAGGAAAUAAGCAGUGUUGCCACAGACUCCAAGGAUGGGCCAGAAGAAACCAUCACCAUUGUCGACAGUGGAGAAAUUAUGGUGGACAGACCCUUUGUUGUAGAAAAGGCCGGUGUUGACGUGCAAAUGUAGAAAAUAUUAGGUGUCCUUUUUUCUUCUUCUUUGCAAAUUGUGCAAGGGGUUCAGUGUAACUUUGUAGCUAACUCAUGGUUCAAAAACAAAACUGAAAAUGUCUUAAAUAUUAUUAUUGUUGGUGGAAUGAUAGAUUCAUUUGAAACGUUUUUAAAAAAUGGAAAUGUCAUUAACGAUUUGUCCUUUAAAUUGUUUAUUAAUUGGGUAGUGUGUAUAAGAAAUGGAUUUAUUAGGUGUAUUUGAGUAAAAUAGUUUUUAGGUUUUUAAAUUAAAAAAAAAAUUGUUUUAAAAUACAUCUGUCAGAUAGAUAUAAAUUUAUUGAUAUCUCUUAACAGUACUAAGAUCAGUCUUUUAGAAGCAGUAUCUGUACAGUCAAGUAAAUGCUUUAGCUACUAUUAUUAACUUUGUUUUUUAGCAAAGGUUUCGGCAUAUUCUAUCAAAUCGAUGAUAAUAAUAAUACACGUAUUUAUAAAAGUGGGAUUUGGUUUUUGUUUCCAUUUCAAAAGUACAGUAAGAUGACUCGUACAGUUUUGCAGUCAACACUGGCUAAUAUUUUCUGUAAGAUAUGUUUGUAUUAAGACAUUGUUCCAUGCAUACUGAAACCACUAUGUUUUACUGUGAGGCCAUUCUUAAAAUAACAUUUUGGUGAGGUGCAUUAUUUUCAUGAGUUACUUUUAUGAUUUUGUUCACAAUGUUUUAAUUCUCAUUUUGGUGACAGAAAUCCAAAUUGUUUUGCAAGCAGAAUUACUCAACUAAACAGAAUUAAAAAAAAAACCCUCCAAAACUCAGCAAACAUAAAUACUGAAGUUUGUAGUAGCAUAAGUUUAUUUAUUUGUUAAACAAAAACAAAUGAGUAUAUCACUUUUAUACUUCACCGCCAUGUCAUUGUUUAACAAUAAACCUCUGGUAUCUACAACCAAUAAUAUUUAUUAAAAAAAGCCCUUUUAUGUACCUGCAUAAUGCUCAGGGUAGAGUUAAACUUGUUUUAAGGAUGGCCAGUUUGUACUAACUCCUUUACCUUCAUUUCACACAUUAGACUGAUUUUGUCAGGAGUGAAAGGGUUAAUAUAUGAGAUUUGUAUCAGGUUUUAUAUAUAUAUAUAUAUAUAUGUAUGUAUAAGCAAAUAUUUUUCUUACAUGUUUUUAGUAUUCAUAAACAUUUUUUGUAAACAUCUUUGUUGGGUCAGUUCAUAUAUGUAAUUGCACUUUAUUUCGAGAUUUUUGUUUCAGUUUUUGUUUAAACAUUAUUUUGGGUUUAAAAUUUCAAGGGGGUGGAGGCUGAGAAGACUUCUUUUUUUUUAGCUUGUGACCUAUAGGCUGAAGAAAGUUAAUGGCUUUAAAAAAAAUUAUAUGUAUUUUUGUUUAUUUUUAUGGCGUUUCUGUCAUAUUGUGGUUGGUUGGAAGAUAUCAAUACGUUGACCCUUUAAAAAAUAAUUCUAAGUUUGGAGUGUACAUAUGUAAUAUGGUAAAAUAUUUACAGUGUAGUUUAAAUAAAGUUAGUUGAAGUUUACUGUGUAAUUAUAUAUAUUAAAUCUUAAUAAAUUGUUGAUAUUUAAUGUUUUUAGUACUAAAAUUUUCAUUAAUUAACCACUGAAAAAUGUCAAAAAUGGAAUUGGGGGGAGAGUUCUGUGAAAUUUGGGGACAUGGGAGCACCUGUUUAUUUUGUGAUUGGCUCUAAUAGCGUUGUCCAAAGUCUAUGCAAAUACUGACUGUGAUAUCACCUACGGACUCCGUCCAGGAUAGUUUCUUAGUGAUUUUUCAACAUCUGGUAAUUAUUUUGUUCUAUGUCUAAUUCUUAUGAAGGAAAUCCGAGGUCUGUUGGGGAAAUGUUUUGGAAGUAGGCUGGUACAUGUGUAUAAAUCAUCAUUUGAUAUUAUGGACUUGGAUGGCUGAUGACUUCUAAGAUGAUGAGCAUUUAUGCAUUUCUGAUGGGUUUCAGGUUUCCUUUUAAAUAGGUUUUAAAGAGAAGUCUGGAUUUACCAUGUAUAUAGAAGAAACUAAUUCUCAAUUAUGAUUUUUUCUUCUUCAUCAAACUUAAUAAUUUUGAACUUUAUUUCCCAAUGCCAGUACCAGUUUCAAUGAAACUUGGUAUAAUAUGGUAUGGUUGGUGCUACUGUAAAGGUGCUGAUAUAGUGUGUUUGUAUGUACGUACGUGAAUGUGUGGUUUUUCUACUGUAUGGUCAAUAUAGACCAAAGGCAUCUAUGGUCAGACCAUGAUUUCUCAUGUAUGUUUCUCCAUAAAUCCAAAAGCACUUGUGGUCAUUAAUACAGGGGACAAUGUUUCAAAGUCGGAAGUAACUAGAAUUUGGUUUAUAUAGUUUUUAUUUAGGGAACCAAUUAUUUGGUCACAUGAAUUAUAUUUACAUAAUCAGUUAAUUACAAUUUGACUACUGCUAUGCUGCACAUUCAGUGUCCAAUAUUCAGUAGAGAACAUAAGAUACAUGCAUUUUUCGAAUACAUGAAUCUGGUGAUCGUAAUAAGUUUGCAAUUUGUUAAUUUUAGAACGUAAUGAUUCAUCAGGUAACCAUUUGGUGGUUUGUGUCAAUUUGAAGUUGUUUAACUGACUGCAAUCAGAACCGACUGUUUGCAUGGAAUAUUGUGCCCUGUUAUUGAAUACAUGUAACGCAUAGAGUCGCCAUAAAAGAAAUGGAAAAGAUUAUUUUUAACACCUCAGCACACUUUAAAUUCGGGACUGUUGUGUGUCCAUUGUACAAUGAAUACUCAACAGGAGCUGGGGGUGUCUUGUUUUCUUUCAGGUUUUGCUGCAACCCGUCCACCUGACAAGACCUGACUUGUAAUCAAGACUUGGGACCACCUUUGAGAACAUUUUAAGAAUGGCUUUUUUAAAUCCACGGAAUAUUAUAUCUGAUGUGUCCCUUUUCUUCAAAUGGCAAUUUGGAAUUCAUCUAGCACAUCACUGGAACUGUACAUACCAUGGAUUAAUUUAAAAAAAAAAAUAUAUGUGUACAUUCUAGUCACUGAAAUCCAGAGUGCCAUAUAUGAGCUGUAGUAAUGUAGAUGGAAUUUCCAUGACCAAUUUUAAUGGGUGAUCCAAGUAAAAUCAAUGGCCAUUAGAAUUGAUAAUUACAAAUAUAAAGUAAUAUGAACAUUUCUUGCAAUAUGAAGUCAUAAGAGAAAUACUACUGUGAAAGAAUGGGGUCAGUAACAUUAAUUAAUUAAUUCAUAGUAGGUUUUUACUCCUAUGGUCUAUUGUGUCUUCAUAGCUGAAUUUUAAUUUUCUCUAAAUAUUGGUGCUAUACUAAGAGUGGAGAACUCUUAAUGGAAGGUGUGAUACGUGCUGGUUAAAGAAAUCCACAAGUUGGUGUUAUUUAUUUUCUACACAUAUUCAUAAUUUUUAGCCAAAUAAUCAAAAGUUUGAAUGCGAGUGUAAAUCAAAUGUAUUCUUCUAUAAAUGUAUUUUUGUUCUUGCAACAACCUGUCUUAAGACAAUUUUUAUUGUGGACUUGAAUGAUAUAUAUAUCUGGUCUUUCGACAUUUUUUUUUCAUGAAUAUUUUUUAUGGUUUAUCAUGAGUAGUUAGAAAUAUUUUUAGUUUUAUAAAUAGGUGCAUCUUAAUGAAUUCUUAGACUUUUUCCACAAAGAUGUUUAGCAGGUUUUCCAACUUUUAUAUGAAACAAUGAUCUUGGAACAUUUUUUGUUCAUGUACUAUAAAAUAUGGACAUAAGAAUCUCAUUAAGAAAUUUGUUCUUUGUACUAGAUGUGUACAAUACUGGAUUGUAUUACAUAUCAUUGUUGGAAUUGUUUUGCUUUACUGAAUUUUUAUAACAAUUUUGUUCUGAAAAUUAAUAAAGGUGUUUUCAAGAAAA